Sitodiplosis mosellana (orange wheat blossom midge) is the source of this 957-nucleotide messenger RNA. RefSeq names its product 6-phosphogluconolactonase. Bases 113 to 826 code for a protein of 237 amino acids. The record is from RefSeq and is a predicted model, not a curated record. Gene Ontology annotation, biological process: carbohydrate metabolic process; pentose-phosphate shunt. The transcript is spliced from 3 exons. Gene Ontology annotation, molecular function: 6-phosphogluconolactonase activity. Lineage: Eukaryota; Metazoa; Arthropoda; Insecta; Diptera; Cecidomyiidae.
CGAACACUGAUUAACAUUUCUAAUCAAUUUAAUCUCAGUGUCACCGGCUUCGGUCAAUCUAAUCACUUUUUUGGAGUAAAAAUUUGCAGAGUAAUCGUAAUUUUCGGUCAACAUGGAGGUGAUUAUCGUGCAUAAUGAAAGCAGCGUCAUUGAGCGUUUGUGGAAUUUGAUUAAAAAAUCGGCUAACGCAGCAAUUCAAGAGAAUUCCGUAUUUCGCAUUGGUUUAUCAGGUGGUUCAUUGAUUAAAUAUUUGGCCAAUGGUGCUGAGAAUGCUAAGACUGAUUGGUCAAAAUGGCAACUCUACUUUUGCGACGAACGAUUCGUUGAUGAGUCCGAUGAAGACUCAACAUUUGGUCAGUACAAAAAGCUAUUUCUCCCAAAGACUCAACUCACCGAAUCGCAAUUCGUGAUCAUCAAUCGCUCGUUGAGCUUGAAAGACUGCGCAAAAGACUAUGAACAGCAGAUUUUUGACAAGUUUGGCAUUGCAAAGCCAGAAAUUCCGCAAUUCGAUUUAUUGCUCUUGGGAAUGGGCCCGGAUGGCCAUACCUGCUCCCUGUUCCCAGGACACCCGUUACUUAAGGAAGAGGCAUUAUUGAUUGCACCAAUUUCAGACUCACCAAAACCACCACCUGCACGUGUUACGAUGACUUAUCCAUUGAUCAACCAAGCCAAAGUUUGCUUGUUCCCAAUCAGCGGCAAAGGCAAAGCUGAGAUGAUCAAGCGUAUUCUCAAGGAAAAAGAGCAAUUGCCAGCUGGAUUAGUGAAACCAUCACCUGGAGCACUUGUUUGGCUAUUGGAUCAAGACGCAGCUAGCCUUUAUGCUUAGAUCGAAAAAUGAGACUUUUUAAAAGACUUAUCAUUUGCUUAUAUCCAUCUACACUAUGAAAAAUGAAACAGUACCAUUCCAAUUGUUUACUUAAUUUUUUAUGGGAAAUUAAAAUUGUUUUUACAAAAAAA